GUCCCACACCGACGAGCAGCAAAGCACCCAGCCCACCCGCCGGUUGGUCACGCUCACGCACCUGCCCGAUCCCGAUCUCCGGCAGACGCCAUGGCAGCGCCCUCCGCCGUCGCCGUGGCGGGCGUCAUACUCAUAGGGGUGCUCGUCCUACUCGUCGCUGGGGUCUCGGGUGCGCGCCUCCCGGGCCGCGGCGGUGCCGUCCGUGGAGCGACGGCGCUGCCGCGCGGAGGAGCGACGGCCACGGCGGUGUUCGCGCUGGGCAGCUUCUGGCGGUCGGAGGCGGCGUUCGGGUGCCUCCCUGGCGUGAUCCGCACCUCCGUUGGCUACGCUGGCGGCUCCAAGGCCAACCCCGAGUACCGCAACCUCGCCGACCACGCCGAGUGCGUCAAGGUUGAGUAUGAUCCACGGUUGAUUCACUACAGGCAGCUUUUGGAUGUGUUCUGGGCAAGUCAUGACCCACGGGAGGUGUUUGGGCAAGGGCCAGAUGUUGGCAACCAGUAUAGGUCCAAAAGACAUGAACAUAAUUCUCAAGUCACUGGUGUGGUUGCAGAUCUGUUAUCUUCACUAAUGGAACCAUUGAGGCCAGAUUGGCUGCUCUUAGCAAAGAAAAAGAACAAGCUAAAGAUCGUAGCAGCGUUAUUACCACACAGAUCCAACCAUUGGGGGUGUUUCAUUCUGCUGAACCAGAACAUCAGAAAUUUGAACUGAAGCGCAAACCAUUCCUCUUGCAAUUGAUUGGGAAUUUGCCGGAGGAGGAGCUCCUGACAUCAACACUAGCUGCAAAACUGAAUGCAUAUGCUGCUGAGCUCUGUCCUGCGAAUACCCAAAAGAGAAUUAACUCCAAGAUUGAUGAGGUCACAAAGAAAGGAUGGCCCAUCUUAAGGGACAUUUAACUCAUACUGCUCCUGGACUCAAACCGAUUGAUGCAAUGUAGACACAAAAGAGGUGCAUGAUUUUGCAAAGAAGGUUUUUAGGAAUACUUAAGUUGUUCACCAUUGUCAUGGUGACCUUAGUUAUCCAGUCUUCACUUUGCUCAUGAAGAUUAUAUAGUUCGUAGCAUCUUCAUUGGGAUUGUUAGAAGCUAUGUGUUACUCCAUUUGUAACCCAUAUGCAUGGUCCAAAGCUUUGUCAAUAGACAAUAGUUUUCUUUUUGUAUUUUUUUUUCUUUUGUCAAAAUAUAAAUAUUUUGUUUUUAUUCAUUAGAGGUUGUGUUUGUCGUGACUGAUGGUGCGUGUAAAUAUGACCAUUAAAAUUCGGUUAUGUUGAUUAGGGAAGAAUCAUGUAUUCAGUUUGUCUUUGCAAAGAAAGGGCUAAUAUGACAAAAAUUAUGUCA
Molecule: messenger RNA, 1333 nt
Organism: Sorghum bicolor (sorghum)
Lineage: Eukaryota; Viridiplantae; Streptophyta; Magnoliopsida; Poales; Poaceae
Product: peptide methionine sulfoxide reductase A5
Exons: 4
Coding region: 91-708 (205 amino acids)
Biological process (GO): cellular response to oxidative stress
Cellular component (GO): cytoplasm
Molecular function (GO): peptide-methionine (S)-S-oxide reductase activity
Source: RefSeq, a predicted model, not a curated record